Xiphias gladius (swordfish) is the source of this 1669-nucleotide messenger RNA. RefSeq names its product solute carrier family 16 member 10 (gene slc16a10). Gene Ontology annotation, biological process: transmembrane transport. The record is from RefSeq and is a predicted model, not a curated record. The coding region runs from base 53 to 1555 and encodes 500 amino acids. NCBI's taxonomy places the organism in Eukaryota, Metazoa, Chordata, Actinopteri, Istiophoriformes, Xiphiidae. The transcript has 6 exons. Gene Ontology annotation, molecular function: monocarboxylic acid transmembrane transporter activity.
GCGGGUCUUUUUCUUUCUUUGGGCUCUUGAGUGUAAACCCGACCUAACAACAAUGACAGAAGGGACUAAAAUGCCAGACGGCGACGCGGCCGGUAAGGAUGAGGUGCCCGCCGGCGUCCCCGCAGAGAACCGAUGGCAGGAGGAGGACAAGAAGGAGGACUGGGGCACGAAAGUGACAGUCCCGGAGCCGCAGUGUGUUCCGGGAGCGGAGGAGGUCGAGUUUGUGCACCCCGAGGGCGGCUGGGGUUGGCUGGUCAUGCUGGCUGCCAUGUGGUGUAACGGCUCGGUGUUCGGGAUCCAGAACGCCUUCGGUAUACUCUUCCUCUCUCUCCUCCGGGAGUUCGGCUCCGAGGACGACGAAGACCUCCGCUUCAGAACAGCGUGGGUGGGCUCUCUCUCCAUGGGGAUGAUUUUCUUCUGCUCUCCCAUUGUCAGCGUCUUCACCGACAUCCUCGGCUGCAGAAUUACUGCAGUCGGUGGCGCUGCAGUCGGCCUGGUCGGCCUCCUGGCCAGCUCCUUUGUCACGUCCCUGGGUCCCAUGUACUUCACCUAUGGCAUCGUGUUUGCCUGCGGCUGCUCUUUCGCCUAUCAACCUAGCCUGGUCAUCCUGGGUCACUACUUCAAGAAGCGCCUGGGCCUGGUGAACGGCAUCGUGACAGCUGGCAGCAGCAUCUUCACCAUUACUUUACCAUUUGCUCUGUCAGGCCUGUUGGAAAAAGUGGGCCUUCAGAACACCAUGCGCGUCCUCUGCAUCCUUAUGUUUGUGCUGAUGCUGGCCGGCUUCACCUACAAGCCCAUCCUGCCUGUCAAAUCCACUAACACCCAAACAGGCAGACAGUGCCCACCAUUGGGCCAGGUCUUCAACAUUAACAUCUGGAAGUCUGUGGGAUAUCGCAUUUGGGCCUUCGGUGUCCCUGCAGCCCUCUAUGGCUAUUUUGUGCCUUACGUUCACCUGAUGAAGCACGUCGAGGAGCGUUUUGGAACAGAAGCAAGUAAAGAGGUUCUGCUCAUGUGCAUUGGCAUCACGUCCGGUGUGGGCCGUCUCAUUUUCGGCAGGGUGGCAGACUACGUCAGUGGAGUCAGCAAAGUCUAUCUGCAGGUGACUUCCUUCUUCGUCAUUGGCCUCAUGUCCAUGAUGAUCCCUCUGUGCAACAUCUUUGGUGGGCUGAUUGCCGUCUGUCUGCUGAUGGGGUUGUUUGACGGCUGCUUCAUCUGCAUCAUGGCCCCUAUCGCUUUCGAGCUGGUUGGGGCCAAAGACGUGUCCCAGGCCAUCGGCUUCCUGCUGGGCCUGAUGUCUGUGCCCAUGACUGUGGGGCCCCCCAUCGCAGGCUUCCUGAGGGACAGACUGGGGAGCUAUGAUGUGGCCUUCUACCUGGCAGGCAUCCCCCCGAUCUUCGGAGGAGCUGUGCUUUGUCUGAUACCCUGGGUGGAGGCCCGGCGCAAGAGGGCGGAGAAGGAGGUCCUGAACAAGGAGCAAGACCUUACCCAGAAGAUGAUAGAGCAUGAGAAGGGUCAGGAAGACGCGCAAUGCAAAACUGGAGAGUCUGUCCUCUGAGUGCACUGCGGAACAGACUGAAAGAGAGACACACAGGGUCAGACUGACACUGUUGCUUACAGGCAGCAUUAAGAUACCGUGUGUGUGUGUGUGUGUGUGUGUGUGUGUGUGUGU